Messenger RNA from Acanthopagrus latus (yellowfin seabream), 2175 nucleotides. RefSeq names its product purinergic receptor P2Y12 (gene p2ry12). The coding region runs from base 733 to 1824 and encodes 363 amino acids. Lineage: Eukaryota; Metazoa; Chordata; Actinopteri; Spariformes; Sparidae. The record is from RefSeq and is a predicted model, not a curated record. The transcript has 3 exons. Gene Ontology annotation, biological process: G protein-coupled receptor signaling pathway. Gene Ontology annotation, cellular component: membrane. Gene Ontology annotation, molecular function: G protein-coupled purinergic nucleotide receptor activity.
UCAACUGUGUUGCUGCCUCGAUGCCGUCCACAUUGCUUUCAUUGCUUUUUGCCCAGUGCAUACUGGGAUAGGCGGCAGUUCAGGGGAGGGUGAAGUAUAUGGACGUGUUAAAUGACUCACGGCGUGACGAAUAAUUUCAGCCUUGCGUAACCCAGACUGUUGGUGGUUUUCCUGCACAUGUCGCUGGACCACAGUUACAUGCUGGUAUGACAAAGAGUGGCUUCAUAUCACGUAGAAGGACAACGAGGAGUCACACAUUUAUUGCGUCAUAUAACUUUCAUCAAAACUACUGCGUGCAGUGAUCGCUCAGAGGGCGAUGACCUGUAUACGUUCUAUUGGACAGAUACCAUGGUUUUGUGUCCUUUGCCGCGCAGCUUUUGCCGUUCAUAAGGUGCAUAUAGCUUUAAUAUCUCUGAGUUGAAACGCUGUCAAUCAGCUGCCCUCCGGUGCCAAUUAAUACACCAGACUGAGCUUUUUUAAAAUAGAACUGGAAGGAUGCAGAUGUCUCAGACCUUUCCUCAUGACAGGAAGCAGAAAGGAGAAGAAAAAAGAGAAAGUCUUCCUGUAAAGUCUGUGUCACCGACCUGCACACACACUCAGACACACACUUGCUUGAAGCAUCGACAGUGUUGUCAGGGUCGGAUCGCAUCUGAACAGGAUCGAGAGGGACCAGAAAUCUCAGUAAGAGCCGAGCUUGGACCUUGAUGGGAGAAACAUUAACAGGAAACACUCAUGGAGAGAAAUGCCACUUCCCCAACCAUGUUCUCCACCAAUCACAGCCACACCAACACCACUUGUUCCCGUGACAAUGUUCUGAAGACGGUGGUGUUUCCCGUCCUCUACUCUUUUCUCUUCCUGCUGGGGCUUUUGCUCAACGCCGUGGCGGUGUGGGUGUUUUUCCGCAUCCCCUCCAAGUCUCACUUCAUCAUAUACCUGAAGAACAUUGUGGUCGCGGAUGUCAUCAUGACCUUCACGUUCCCUUUCAAGGUGUUAGCAGACUCCAACAUGGCCUCCACCGGGCUGCGCAUAUUCGUGUGCCGGGUCUCCUCGGUGCUCUUCUACCUCACCAUGUACAUCAGCAUCCUCUUCUUCGGCCUCAUCAGCAUCGACCGCUGCAGGAAGACCAUCAAGCCCUUCAGGGGGACGAAUGCGGCCCGGCUGGCCCGUCGCAAGCUCCUCUCUGGAGCCAUCUGGACCUUCCUGCUGCUUCUGUGCCUGCCCAACGUGAUCCUGACACGCAAAGCCCCGACCUCCCCAAAGAUCAAGUGCAGCGACCUGAAGACAGAGGCAGGGCUCUACUGGCACGAGGUGGUGAAUCACGUCUGUCAGGUUAUUUUCUGGGGCAACCUGGUGACGGUGAUCGUGUGCUACACGCUGAUCACCAAAGAGCUGUACAGAUCCUACUCCCGCACCAAGGCCCACGUCGGCUCGUGUCGAGCACCGAGCGGCGGAACAGUUCGGAACCCCGGCCAGUCGAAAAGGAAGAUGAGCGCCAACGUGUUCCUGGUUCUGGCGGUGUUCUUUGUCUGCUUCGUGCCGUUUCACUUCGCCCGCGUGCCGUACACCAUGAGCCAGACCCGAGGGGUUCUCUUUGACUGCAAGCUCAAACUCUUCUUCUUUCAGCUGAAGGAGAGCACGCUCUUCCUCUCGUCCUUAAACUCUCUCCUGGACCCUCUCAUCUACUUCUUCCUCUGUAAAUCCUUCAGGAACACUUUGUUCAAGACGCUGCGGCUGACCUCCGGUACCUGUAGCUGGAUCACAGGCGGCGGGUCAGACACGGACACAGGCAGCACCCCCCUGAGAGCCCCCUCUGGAUGUACGUAAAGACCAGCGGACAUGAUAAAGACUUUUCUUAUUUUGGCACAUUGUGUCACCAGAUAUGUGAUUGUAAAUACAGACGACAGACACAGUGAUCUGUUUUCUCAUAUAUGCCAAUAUACAAAGAACAUGUUUAUGUUUUCUGUCAGUGACCACGUAUGAAGACGGAUGCCUGGUUUAUUUAACUGUGUUGGACCUGAAAUAACUGACAGUGGCAUGUUUCUGUCUUUCUGUUCUCCAUUCCAGCUCAUAACAACACGAAGUUCCUCUUCUAUGUUUUCAUAUCUACUAAUCUUUUGAAAAACAAGAAAUGUGAUGCAGUGAUUUACAAACAGAAAAUAAAUCUACCAAAAGCUC